This is a messenger RNA of Parastagonospora nodorum SN15, 1053 nucleotides long. RefSeq lists its product as hypothetical. The record is from RefSeq and is a predicted model, not a curated record. The coding region runs from base 1 to 1053 and encodes 350 amino acids. Lineage: Eukaryota; Fungi; Ascomycota; Dothideomycetes; Pleosporales; Phaeosphaeriaceae. The transcript is spliced from 4 exons.
AUGUCUCUAUCAGGUAUUGAAGGUCUUCCCGUCGAAUUACUCCAGCCGAUAUUCUUCACGUCCGGUUACAAUGUUGCUCUGCUACAGGCCUCACCACGCCUUGCAGCGAGGCUUUCCAGCAACUAUGUCUACGACGCAACAUACCGUACUGUUCAAACGUCUGCACAAACCUACAUCUUCGCCAGCAAAUGGAUGACUUGGGCAUUCUUCCAAUCAUGGAUCACGAAAACGUAUGCUCUCACAGGUUGUUUGUGUGGAAGAACAGAAGGUUGCUUCGAUGCGCAAUGGCCCCCAGAUUUCGAAAAUGCAACCAGCAUGGUGUUCUCUAGAAGCCAUCUCCCACAGUUUGCCUUCAUCAAGGCGCGACUUCCUAGGAAACUUCUCUGUGGACCUUGGACACCGGAUAAAAUACAGUUCUUGCGAUUUCUGCUAUGGAUCACGAGCAUGACUGUCGACUGGAGCGACACAAAGACCUUGCAGGUUGCUGUCGAAGGACGGCGUCAAGCCAUGCGAGAGUACAAUCUUGACGCAGUUGAGCUUUUCAACCACAACCGCCGCCUGGGUAGAGGUGCUGACUUGUCCACGAUCCGAUUUGCCGUAAUGGAAUGCGGAUGCGAUCGAUCGGUUGUGUACGACACGAUAAGCAUGGCAAAUCAUUGGGGAAAAGUCCGUUCUUGGGAAUGUGCAGAGCUGGAUAGGUGGUGUGAAGAACGCAUCUCGAUGGGCGAUCCGAAAGGAUUAUGGUUACAGAUCGAGCUGAGCCUUUUGCGGUCAAAUGACUGGCCUGUUGAGCAGGAAGAAGUUGAUCCAGCGAGCAAAACUAUCACAAAAUCCUGGGAAUCCAACGAUGAGCCUCAAGAUAGGCUCAUAAAAACGCCUCACAAGUGGAAUGAACCAGUACUCCAGCGCGGAUGGCUCAUGUCGACCGCUCCGAAUUGGCUGUCAUCCAACAAGCAACACAAUAUCUACAUCGCCCCUGCUUUGGCUCGCUCCACCUACGUCCUGCUGAACCUCGAAGACCGAGAACAGAUGUAUGCGGAGAGGAAACAUUAG